AUGACAUCGCCACCACCAGAAUAUGCUCCAACAUCCACGUCCUCAUUUACUGUAUCGACGUCUGAUGUUUACAACCAAGAAGUUACUAAAUCACUGUUGAUCAAAACCCCAUUACAUAAAUCAGUAUAUGAUUCGCUAGCAGAAAUAUAUUCCAUACUACCAACUCUAGAAAUGGUUGAGAAUUCAUAUUUGAAAGACUAUAUCACUGAUAAGGAGAAAUACACGUCUACAACUUAUAGAUUAAUCCAUCAGUAUCAAAUGUUAAUAAAAGUUUUCACUGAUGAUCAAACAAAGUUUCAAUUAUUACAAAAGGAGUUUUUGCCUGGGUUAUUGCUGGACAUGUCUAAUUUUUUGGAGUUACUAUUAAAUAAAUUUAAUGAUAACUAUCCCCAUGCUGUCAGCCGGUUGAGGAAUGGAUUACCAGCAACCAUUGAACACAUAAAUGGCAAUCAACCAACAAGUGCUAGUGCUAGGUUAGUUGCAGAGAUUACAGGGAAUUUCAUUACAUGUAUGGACGCUGUCAAACUAAAUUAUAAAUCCAAGGAACAAUUACAUCCAUUGCUAAGCGAUCUAGUGGUCAAUCUUAAUGAACUUAAUGAGGAGCUACAGUUUACAGGAAAAUCUAAAUUAGUCAAUUGGUUGAUUAAAUUAAACAAUCUUCAGACAGAACUUACACAAGAGGAAGCUGAUUCAUUCUUGAAUGAUUUGGACAUAGCAUAUAAAGGAUUCUAUACAACUCUAGAAUGA
This is a messenger RNA of Candida dubliniensis CD36, 747 nucleotides long. RefSeq names its product ESCRT-I subunit protein (gene VPS28). The record is from RefSeq and is a predicted model, not a curated record. The transcript has a single exon. Gene Ontology annotation, molecular function: protein-containing complex binding. The coding region runs from base 1 to 747 and encodes 248 amino acids. Lineage: Eukaryota; Fungi; Ascomycota; Pichiomycetes; Serinales; Debaryomycetaceae. Gene Ontology annotation, biological process: protein transport to vacuole involved in ubiquitin-dependent protein catabolic process via the multivesicular body sorting pathway. Gene Ontology annotation, cellular component: ESCRT I complex.